AUGAUAGAGCCGAUAAUUGGACAAAAUCCAUUAAUUUUAUCGGUAACAUGUAGAAAUUAUGGUAAAGUAUUACUACGUGGUGAAUUGGAUGACUGUGUUCCGGAAAAUUUCCGUUGUUUUCUGAGAAAUCCAAUUGUUGUUAACUUAACCGAACUUGUCUGUAUUAUGGAUGAUGAAAAUUCGGCAAGCAAAGCACCAUUGGUGUCAUGCAUUGUGACCGGAAAUGUUCCAUUAAUGAAGGAGAAAUGUUCGGAAGAAGGUGACUGUCAUUCCGUAACAGUAUCCUGUCCAAUUGCAAAAAAAAUGGAUGAUGGCAUUAUCAGUGAUAAUGAUGUGAUAGAAGACGAACAAAAUAUUAUCACUGAAAAAGCAUUACCACAUCCACCGCUGCUAUCAGUUUCUGGACCAGAAGAUAGCUCUCGAUCAUGCUUCUUCUUUAGUGACAAUAAAACCUCAGGUAUGAUCGAUGAUGGUAAUAGAGGUAAUAUUGGUAAUAGCUGGAAACCCUGUAUGCCAGUUGAUGCAGUUUGUCGUAUGGUUGAAAUGACAACAGUUGAAAAAUCAUCUGUCGCAUGUACCGUUCAAAAAAAUGAAAAAUUGCAUGAAUGUUUGAUAAUCUGGGAAACUGAUAAACAACGUUGCCAUGAUUCGAACUGUUUAAGCUUACAUUUGAACUGUCCAGUACUGGAAGAGUAUGACAUGGUUUUACCAAUACAAAAAAGUAAGACAGGUGCUCUUGGUCUGGUACUAUCAUUAGCAUUCUUUACUGGUGUUAUUGCUGCAUGCAUUGGAAGUUAUUUUCAACAAGUAUGCCUGAAAACUGCAAAUAUUAGAAAUGAUGAAAAUGAUGAGAAUGAAACGAAGUUCUGUAGAAAUAGCAUUUAUUCGUCAUAUAUUAAUAAGUAA
Messenger RNA from Brugia malayi, 906 nucleotides. RefSeq lists its product as uncharacterized. The record is from RefSeq and is a predicted model, not a curated record. The transcript has 5 exons. The coding region runs from base 1 to 906 and encodes 301 amino acids. NCBI's taxonomy places the organism in Eukaryota, Metazoa, Nematoda, Chromadorea, Rhabditida, Onchocercidae.